ACCGCGGGAACAGCUGUUCCUGCGCGUCGCGUUUGGCUACGCCGUUUGGGCGAUUAUCUUUGCCAUUCUCGUCGAGGGCGUCGAUCUGUAUCAUUGCAUAGGCGACUUUUACGCAGUCACGACCAACUUGUGCACAACGUUGCUGCUGGUAAUGAUAUUGGUGAAGUUGGGUAGCUUUAUGUUCUAUCGCGAUAUGAUAAUGGAUUUGAUCCAUUUCGCUGAGAAGAAUUUUUGGAAUGUCACUUACAACGAAGUCGAUACCCAAAUUCUGGAAGGGUACGACAAAUUAGGGAUGACUAUGGUCUACACUUUUACAUUGAUCGUUUACAUCGCGACAUUCAAUUAUAUCUUUGCACCUUUUUUCGAGCAUCAAGGGAGAAACAAAACGGAGAAGAUUCUGCCGUUCAAAUUGUGGUUCGAUUUUCCAUAUCACUCGCCAUAUUACGAAAUUACUUAUACUAUACAGUCACUUUCGACGAUACAUUCGGGUAUAUGCACUUGCUGCUUUGACAAUUUCGUGAGCACAUUUAAUAUCCAUGCGGCGGCGCAACUGAAAAUUUUGGCCCAUAAAGUGGAAACGGUUACCGAGGAUUGCAUCAAUAACGUAAUCGAUCAGAAAUAUGUGCCUGAAACGGAUAUUGGGACGUUAACAUUUAGAAAUUUGCAAGAUUGCGUACAGCAGCAUCUCACGCUUAUACGUUACGUGUACAACAUGCGACGUGUGUUCUCCGUUAUGUUGCUCGGACAAUUGCUGCUUUCCAGUAUAUUCAUCUGCUUCGGUGGAUUCCAAUUUCUCGUGGCGGAUGUAGCUAUCAGGAAGUGUAUUUUUGCCUUCCACUUUGUCGGCGGUCUUAUCCAGUUACUUAUUUAUACAUGGACGUGUAAUGAUAUAAUCGUGCAAAGCACAGCCAUCUCCGAUGCCGCUUAUAAUUCCAAGUGGUAUCUUUUACCCAACAAUGGCCCAGGAAAGGCAGUAAAGCAAGGAUUAAUUAUGAUCAUGAUCAGAACACGUCGACCAUGUAUAUUAACUGCUGGGAAUUUCGCGGUUGUAUCUUUGGAUACUUUUACCGGAGUAAGUGUAAUUUGACAAAUCGCUUUUUUUUUAGACGAAGAAGCUUUAUCUAUUUUGUAAAUUGCAAGUAACGUCGCGAUAUCUUCUUGAUGCAGUAUUAUGUAAAUUAGUUAAUUACACUUUUUUAUUCUUUUGCUUGAUUGGAAAAUAAUCAAAAAAUUGUAAUAAUAUCCAGU
Cataglyphis hispanica is the source of this 1248-nucleotide messenger RNA. Its product is annotated as odorant receptor 67c-like. Bases 152 to 1087 code for a protein of 311 amino acids. Lineage: Eukaryota; Metazoa; Arthropoda; Insecta; Hymenoptera; Formicidae. The transcript is spliced from 5 exons. The record is from RefSeq and is a predicted model, not a curated record. Gene Ontology annotation, molecular function: olfactory receptor activity; odorant binding. Gene Ontology annotation, cellular component: plasma membrane. Gene Ontology annotation, biological process: sensory perception of smell; detection of chemical stimulus involved in sensory perception of smell.